CCGUGUCCGGCUGCGCUCCCAGCCCCGUGCCCGCCUCCGCUCCCGGUUCCGCUUUCGGCCCCUCCAGCACCAUCGGCUCCGGUUCCGUCCCCUCCGCCAGCGCCGGUCCCGGCUCCGCCCGCGGCUCCGGCCCCGGCCCCGCUGCCGGUCCCGUCCUCGGCCGCAGCCCCAGCCCCGCUCCCGGUGCCACCGCCGGCUCCGCCCGCAGCCCCGGCCCCAUUCCCGAUCCCAUUCCCGGGCUCAUCCCGGCUCCCGAUCCCAUUCCGGGCUCCCGAUCCCAUUCCCGAUCCUAUUCCCGGCCCCAUUCCCAGCUCCGGAUCCCAUUCCCGGCCCCGUCUCUGCUGUGGGUCCCAUUCCCGGCUCCACCCGCAGCUUCUCCUCCGGCCUCGAUCCCAUUCCCGGCCCCAUUCCUGAUCCCAUUCCCAAUCCCAUUCCCGGCCCCAUCCCCUCUCUGGGUUUCACCCCCGGCUCCACCCGCAGCUGCAGCCGCUGUCCCCAUCCCUGUCCCCAUCCCUGUCCCCAUCCCUGUCCCCAUCUCUGUCCAUCCCACUCCCCAUCCCUGUCCCCACUAACUCCAGCCCCAUCCCCUCUCUGUCCCCAUCCCCACUGCCAUUCCUCCCUCCCCCAGUGCCACCAGCAGCCCCAUCCCCAUUCCCAGCCCCAUCCCUGUCCCUAUUCCCAUCCCCAUUCCCAUCCCCAUCCCCAUCCCCAUUCCCAGCCCCAUUCCCUGUCCCCAUUCCCAUUCCCAUUCCCUGUCCCCAUUCCCAGCCCCAUCCCUGUCCCCAUUCCCAUCCCCAUUCCCAUCCCCAUUCCCAGCCCCAUCCCCAUCCCUGUCCCCAUCCCUGUCCCCAUCCCUGUCCCCAUCCCUGUCCCUAUUCCCUGUCCCCAUUCCCAGCCCCAUCCCCGUCCCCUCCCCGUCCCCGCCGGGGCUCCAGGCUCAGCGGGCGGCCUCUCGCCGUCUCCGCCGCUCGCCACCAUCGCUCCCAAGGGCGACGAGGACCUGCUGGCGCUGGCCGCGUCGCGGCUGAGCCGCAGGAAGCGGGUGGCCGGCGUGGCCAUCGGCGUGGCCAUGCUGCUGGUGCUGCUGGUGGCCAUCCCGCUGCUCGUGCACGGCUCCAAGGCGGCCGCGCACUACGAGAUGCUGGGCAGCUGCCGCAUGGUCUGCGACCCCUACCCCGAGCUGCCCCCCGCCUCCCCGCCGCCCUUCCUGCCCGGGGCCAAGGGCGAGCCGGGCCGCAAGGGCCGCGCCGGCCUCCGCGGGCCACCGGGGCCACCGGGCCCGCGGGGACCUCCGGGAGAACCGGGCCGGCCGGGCCCGCCGGGGCCUCCGGGGCCGGGGCCGGGCGGGUACAUCCCGUCCUUCUACAGCCCCAAAAUCGCUUUUUACGCCGGCCUGAGGAAGCCGCACGAGGGCUACGAGGUGCUGCGCUUCGACGAUGUGGUGACCAACGUGGGCAACUACUACGAGCCCUCGAGCGGCAAGUUCACCUGCCCCCUGCCCGGCAUCUACUUCUUCACCUACCACGUCCUGAUGCGCGGCGGGGACGGCACCAGCAUGUGGGCCGACCUGAUGAAGAACGGGCAGGUGCGUGCCAGCGCCAUCGCGCAGGACGCGGACCAGAACUACGACUACGCGAGCAACAGCGUCAUCCUGCACCUGGACGUGGGCGACGAGGUGUUCGUCAAGCUGGACGGGGGCAAAGUGCACGGCGGCAACACCAACAAGUACAGCACCUUCUCCGGCUUCAUCGUCUACCCCGACUGACCCCCGGGACCCCCGGGACCCCCCCGGGAACCGGGACACCCCCGGGACCCCCCCGGAACCGGGACCCCAACUGAGCCCCAAAUCCAGCACCUCCUCCGGCUUCAGCAUCUGCCCCGAGUGACCCCCGAGACCCCCCCGGGAACCGGGACACCCCCGGGACCCCAAAUCCAGCACUUCCUCCGGCUUCAGCAUCUGCCCCGAGCGACCCCGAGUGACCCCCCGGGACCCCGGCCCGGCCCCGCCA
Molecule: messenger RNA, 2009 nt
Organism: Vidua chalybeata
Lineage: Eukaryota; Metazoa; Chordata; Aves; Passeriformes; Viduidae
Gene: C1QL4
Product: complement C1q like 4
Exons: 2
Coding region: 1070-1765 (231 amino acids)
Molecular function (GO): protein binding
Source: RefSeq, a predicted model, not a curated record